UAAGGAGCUGGUUUUAACAGCUUCAUAUCAUUUCAUUAGAUAGCAUUGCAAAGAACUUAGUACAGUAUCGGAAAGUUUAGUCAAAACUUGUUGCGAAUUAAAUUUUAUAAUAUUACAGUUCUUACGGUUUCAAGUGCCUCGGAGCACUUCAGCUGUGUUUCAAAAUGAGCCGACGCACUGAGAGCAUCGUUGUGUCUCCAUCAAAUUCAUUGAACGGAGACACAACGAUGUUCUCAGUGGUAUUGGCACAUUCUCAAACACCUACAAUGCUCCAAAACAGUUAAAACCGCAACAGGACUACGUAUUCGCUAUGCGCUUAUAUCAGCGAACAUGAGUAAAAGUUUACAUAUUUGCGGAGCAAAUUUACGGCGAGAAUUUAUAGGGAAUAAUACAGAUGGCGCAGAUAGGAUGCACAUACAGUUCCACAUGUGCUCACAGAUGAAUGUUUUUGUAUACGCAGAGCAAACAGGCAUAAAAAUUAAUUGAUUUCAGAAAUCUUUAAUCAAAUGAGUUCUAAAGACCAUUGAAAUUUAUAUAUUGGGUUAUUCACGGAAAAAGCUACCAGCUGAAAUUAGAACCGAAUGGGUGAUUUCGUGAAUCAGUGCAGGGUGGCAUCAUUAAAGAAAUGAAAGUUAACGUCAUGACACUGCUAAAAUCAUGAAUUUUACAUUCUUUUAUUUGUUUAACAAGGCCACACUGCCUCGAUUAACAGAAUUGUUCAAUCUCGUCCAACUUCAGCUGGUGCGUUUGCCGUGAAUAAUUGUUUGCGUUACUAUUAGUUUCUUCCAAUGUCACUUUUUUUAUGGACGUAUAACAAAUUUUUUUGAUCGAACCCAAAAUUAUUGGUAAACGAAAUGGCUAAUUUCCUGUAAGAUGCUUAGGCAAUGUAGGUUACAAGUAUAUGGACAUGAUCAAUACGAUUACUUGUUCAAUUAGGUUUAUACAAAAACACUACCCGUAACACUAACUGCCAUCACAAUAUUUCACAAAUUUUUAAAUUGAAAAGUUGUAAUUAAUUAUCAUCAUGGAAGAGAAAGAAAAAAAAUCUACAGAAAUUGACGCUGAAAACAAUGACGUCGAAGGUGAAAAAUCCGAGGGAAAAGGAGAGCUGACUCAGGCAAGAAAAAAUCUCACAGCUCGUCAUGACUUUGGCAAAUUAUGGCAUCGCUUUCGCGUUCUUAAUUCUCAAAAUGCAAUACUUCACGGUACUUUGGCCAUGAAUAGUAUGCGCUUCAAACAUCGCAGUCGUGGCUUCCAGGGUGCUUCGUGUUCGGUAGUAGCUAUAGUAUUUGGUCGUCUGCUAGAACCAAAAGAUUGGACCAAACAUUACAUCGACCAAGUUCUGGAAUAUGGAGAUAAGGUCUUUCGCAUUAGUCAGACCAGGAACAGAGUGAAUCCUGGUGUAUAUAUGACAACCAACCUUGUCUAUCCGGAAUUUUAUGUUGCGGACUAUAAGGUUACGAUAUGCACUGAGGAGAGCAGCGUCUACGGUAACCUCUUCAGUGAGACCGUAGGCUGUCCAAACUUUAUGGACGGUCUUGAACGGUUUUUCAAAUUAAAUGAUUCGGGAGUGGUCACGGCACAAGGAACUUCAGUGGCAAUGUGGAGACAACUGGGUGCAGGUUUCUUCCACUUUGAUCCUGCCGGAUGUGCAGAAGAUGGCAGCAAGUCUGCCAAUGGCGUGGCCUGUCUAAUGCGAUUCAAAUAUAUGAACGAAAUGGCGGACCUUUAUUUGAGUAAAUUGGACAAGAAAUACGACUCUAGAUACUGCAUCGACAAAGUCAGUGUACUGCGUGUCAUGCCUGUCAACCGGAAUAUAUUUUUGACAGUAAGCGAAUCGCCCAACGACGCGCUAGUCGUGGAUCGUAAAAUACUAAGAUCGAUAAAUCCUGCGGACGUCGAAGAAGGCAAACGCGACUGUACAAGAUCAGCGCCUAAAGAGACAAAGGUACAAGCUCCGUUGUUAAAUACUAAUAUUUUAAAAGAACCUUUGUCCAUCACAAUCUCAAAUUAUAGCAUCGAUGCUCAAUUUGCAAUAGUACCACUAGUGGAUCAGAAUUCGUUUGACACCGGAUAUGAUUAUUAUGAUAUGGAGGCAAACGUGCCGUCGACUUUUAAAGAGCUUUCAGGUGACAUGGCCAUUUUGCAUGGCUGGACGCACGAAGGCAGUGAGAUGUACAAGGGGAAAGGAGCUCAAAAUGUGGCCAACUGCGUGAUGGCGAUUGGCAUGAAGAAAGUACACGCUGUCAAAGCUUGGCUUAGACCUAGACUCGAUGAAAUUCUAGUCCUCGGUGACGCCAUCUAUGCCGACGUCAAGAAUGAAAAACCUACGAUCAAAACAAUGACUGCUGCUGAUUUGAACGACACCAAAUUUCAAAUUCAAGGAAAGAAAAUGAUAGUCGACGUAGACUUGUUGACAGUUGUCGGUACGGUAACUUCAAAAAUGCCAGAAGUUCUUAGUCUGAAAGACGCUCUUGAUGAAUUCUUCUUAGUAAAUACAGAUGGCGUCAUCGAGUGUACGUCAAUGGCUCUAGCCGUUUGGAGCCAGGAUGAUUAUUAUUAUGUAUUUGAUCCACGUCAAUGCGAUCUGCAUGGUAAUCACAUAAUAGAGGAGAAGGGCAAGGCCAGUGGAAGGUCCGCGAAGGACAGCACCGUUCGAGAAAAGAAGGUCAAGGGAAAGUGCUGCGUUAUACGAUUCCCCAAUAUAGACAGUCUAGUUACCCUCUUUCUGAAGAACGUCGAUCCAGCUAAGAAAAAUGACAGAUUUACUAUACGACACGUCACCGUUGUGAAUGACGUACCUGGUACAAGACCAUGGAAUGAUUUCGGUCCAAUUCAAAAUGGAAAAUGGAUCCUCAGAGGGAAAAUAGCGAACAACGAUGACUCCUUUGAGGAUGAGAGUCGUGGUGUCCAGGGCUUAGCCAUGCCAGUGGCUGGUCUGGUUCAUGCUAAAGAUUUGCCGCCAGCUAAAUGGACCAGGGAUACUAUCGACGAUGCUAUCCGUGAUGGUGAUGCUUACUUCAAUUGGUGUAUAUCGCCUGAGGAAGAGAAAGAUAGGACGUUGUUCGUUAGAAAUAUGAAGAAAGUUUUAUAUUCUAAAAAUAGAAGAGUCAAUCUUGAGGCUGAGGAGGCUAGUGUCGUGGGUGAUCUCAAGGCUUCGGCUGAUGGUGAUCAGUUAGAUUUAACCAAGGCAAUCAAUCAGUUCUUUCAAAGCCGACAGUUUGGAGUUGUUCAGGUUAAAGAUUUAUCGGUGGCGAUAUGGAAAGCCGAGGAGGAACUGAAAGAUAAGACCAAGGAAAUAGCUUAUUAUUGUUUCGAUUCGAAUCCCAGAGGACCGUCAGGGGAGAAGAAUAUGCAAGCUGUGGAAGACGAGCUUGUGGGAUGUGUUAUUCGUACUCUUGAUACGUCAGAAUUAGCGAAAUUUAUAGAGGGUAACAUCGACCCAAAUGCCGAACCUGGAAAUGACUUUGUCAUUCACGACAUUAAGAUUCAAUCCAUCGGACAGCCAAUGACUGAUGAGGAAAUUGAGAAGGAAAAGGAAAUUCCUAUAAAGCCAGAAUUAAAUCUCUAUACUGCCCUAGGGGAUGAUGGCGCUUGUCUUAACGGUAGCUUUAAUCAAGCUAAUGAAUUGAACUUCAAGCAUCAUAGUCGAGAUAAGCAACAAGCUGCGAACGCCUUGGUCGCUCUGGCAAUGACAAAACUUUAUAAUCCGCAUUUGUGGUACAGAGAAGUUGUCGAUGACAUAUUAAAAGUUGGCGAUAAAGUUACGGUUGAUAAUUCGGAGAAUCUUCCGGAGGCCGAGGAGGACGAAGAGAGUCCUAGAAAUUAUUUAUUACCGAGUGAGCUCAAUGAAGAAUUCGUUAUAGGGGUUAACAAGAUGUCCGUAACUUUAGAGGAGGAUGCUGUAACCGGAAAACUAUCGGAAUUGAGUAAAAAUAUAGAAGACUUUUUUGGAGAGAACGAACAAGCCGUAUUUCGAUAUCAAAAUAUAAUGCUGCCAAUUUGGAAAGAAGGUAGUGUCUUUUUCACAAUGGAUCCAAGAGGAAGGGACAGUCGUGGUGUUCCAAAAGAAAAAGAUGGCGUCGCUACCGUUAUGUGGUUCACAAAUACGACGUCCUUGGCAAAUAGUUUGCAAAUGGCUCUUGACAAAACGGAUGGUGAAUUCUCACUCGACAGCGUGGAUAUAGAAAAUGCUUACGAAACUAGAGUGGCAGAAGGCGACAGAAUAGGAAAGACAAUCUCGAGUGAGAAUUUGUGGCAUCAUUUUUCGAAAAUGUCUGAUGGAGUCUGGAGCUUUAACGGUAACGUUACUAUGAGCGACGAAAAAUUCGAGGAGGUAAAUAGAAAUAAACAAAGUGCAGCCAUAGCCGUGAUCGGUGUUAUAUUUUCAAAAGUUUAUCAGCCUCGAAGCUGGAAGCCUCAAGUUCUCGAUGAAGUCAUCGUAACCGGAGACAAGCUUCACUCUAAAUGUGUCGAAAGACUGGGCGAAGGCUCGAUACCAAAAGUCAAUGAGAUAAUCACUGAAUUUUUUCUAUCGAAUCGUCGAAUUGAUCUAACGAUCAAGGAUUGCGUAGAGUCGGGAGAUCUUGCUGGUAAAGGAUCAAAAUUGCAGGAUCUAAAAUCUGGGCUUGAUCAAUUUUUUACAAAUUACAAUACCGGUGUUCUCACGGCUGCCGGUACCAACAUGGCUAUAUGGAAGAUCAAGGAUUUUUAUUAUGCUCUGAUCCCAGGAUCGUCAGGCAACGGUGAUGCCUCAAUGGGUCCUCAAGUCUUACGAUUUUCCAGUACAGAUUUCAUGGCUUCUAUCCUAAAGACUCUUCUAGGUGGCACAGGGGAUUAUGAGAUAACAGCAAUAGAUGUCAUAGACUGGAAUAAACUUCCGCCAUGGAAAUUUGAUCCUAGUUCAGCAAUUAGACCUUCGAAUUUACCGCCAUUAAACGCAUAUAAAAGACUUCGAGGUGCAGCCAGAGCGAUACUACGUGGUACCGCUCAUCAAGCUUCUGAAAUUUUUCCCGAAGUAUUUCGCAAUAGACAGACAGCUGCCAAUUGCGUGGUAGCACUCGGUAUGUCCGUCAUUAAAAAUCCAACUACGUGGACUAAAUUAACGUUAGACGAGAUUCUUCUAGUAGGCAGUAACGUCCACAAGGAAAGUAUGACGGCAAAGCCAGCCCGAGAGAAACUGACACCUGAUGACAUUAUCAGGGUUUUUUAUGUGGGGGUGACUGUUUUAACGGCCGACGUUAAAGCAGCAGUAUCAGGACAGGUCGCCAUUCCACCACCGGAACCGGAAGUGAAGGGUAAGAAAGGCGCAAAAAAAAAGAAGCCUGCUCGUAAAGAGAAGAAAGGUAAGAAGGGUAAAACUAAAAGAGAGCCACCACCUCCGCCACCUAUUAUAUUCCUUGAGGAAGGUUUGCAAAAAUUUUUUGAAAAUAAUCGUGCUGGUAUUUUGGUCACCGGACGAUAUAUGACUGCUAUUUGGAAAGAUUUCGGUGUAUACUUUAUGUACGAUCCAAGAGCCAGAAACGAUCAAGGACUCGAUGAUGAUUUCGGUGCGUCCUGUAUAAUGUGGUUUGCCUGUAUGCAACCCUUUUACGAUCUUAUUUUUGCGAAUAUUGAAGAACGCGAAAAAUACGGUCGUUACGACAUUUACCAAGUUACCAUAAAAACAACUUUAAUAGAACCUUUACCGUGUCCGGCGAGUUUCCGUACUAUUCAAGAAAAAACAGCUCCAUCAAUUCCUCUUUCAUCUACCAAGAAGGUCAAUGUUUUAGACGUCGCGACUCUAUCGGGUUACAACAUCGUGGAUGAUGAGAUCAGUGUACUACGUGGAAAUGUUCAUCUGGGGGAUAAUAUUUUCAAUAUAAAAAGUAGAGGCCUACAAAGCACGGCUAUUGCCGCCGUAGCGAUAGUCGUAGGAUUACUGCACGUUCCGUCCACCUGGACCAGUGAUCUGGUAGAUGCUAUUUUGAAGUACGGCGAUCUACUUCACGUGGACAGCACCCGAAUGUAUCUUCCAGGAGCCAGAAAUCUCUCGCCACGUGAACUACUUACGGUUUUUAUCGUUGGCGACUUGAGGGCGCAUAUUCACAUACAUCAUCACACCAAUGCCGGGGUUUUACAUCUCUAUGACCUUAUCUCUAACCUUACCCUCUUCUUCAAGAAUAACUGCUCUGGUAUUUUGCACAUGACUAAUAUGGCCGUCGCCGUGAUGCAGCAUUACGGUAAGUUUUACUUAUUCGAUCCCUGCGCAAGAAACGAAUUCGGUCGUCCCAGUGAAGAUGGCGCAGCUUGCGUCAUUAAAUGCGAGAACAUAUCAAAGAUGGCGCGGGUGUUUAUUGAAAAUUGUAAUUACAAACGACCGACUGUCUACACGCUCAAUGCCGUUAAUGUGCUAAAUUUACGUUUCUUUUCCGACGCUAAAAAACCCUGCCCGCCAUCAUGUAUAAAAUAAAUAAUAAUAUUUUGAUUGAACUAUAUACGAUUGGAACUAUCUAUAAUUUUUACCAAUGUUUUGUUACAUAUUUU
Cephus cinctus (wheat stem sawfly) is the source of this 6525-nucleotide messenger RNA. RefSeq lists its product as uncharacterized. The transcript is spliced from 3 exons. The record is from RefSeq and is a predicted model, not a curated record. Bases 1025 to 6451 code for a protein of 1808 amino acids. Lineage: Eukaryota; Metazoa; Arthropoda; Insecta; Hymenoptera; Cephidae.